Molecule: messenger RNA, 207 nt
Organism: Besnoitia besnoiti
Lineage: Eukaryota; Apicomplexa; Conoidasida; Eucoccidiorida; Sarcocystidae
Product: ribosomal protein RPS28
Exons: 1
Coding region: 1-207 (68 amino acids)
Biological process (GO): ribosomal small subunit assembly; translation; maturation of SSU-rRNA
Cellular component (GO): ribosome; cytosolic small ribosomal subunit
Molecular function (GO): structural constituent of ribosome
Source: RefSeq, a predicted model, not a curated record
AUGGAACAACCCAAGCUUGCGAAGGUCGAGAAGGUCCUGGGCCGCACUGGCAGCCGCGGUGGUGUCAUCCAGGUUCGCGUGACCUUCAUGGCCGACGAAACUGAUUUGGCUGGUCGUUCUUUGAUCCGAAACGUGAAAGGCCCCGUCAGAGAGGGCGAUAUCCUCGCUCUUCUGGAAACGGAGAGAGAGGCGCGUCGGUUGAGAUAA